AUGACAGCUCUUGAAAAUUCAAUUCCAAAAACAAAAAUCGUUCUUGAUUUCGUUAUUGUCGGUGCCGGUUUGGGUGGUGUUACCGCAGCCAUCUGUUUGAAGUUAGCAGGUCAUAACGUUAAGUUGUUAGAACAAGCAUCUGAAUUGGGUGAAAUUGGAGCUGGUAUCCAGAUACCACCACCCUCAGUUAAGAUUAUCAAAACAAUCGGUUGUUUGGAUAAUCUUUUGAAGCAUUCUAUGAUUCCAGAAAAUUUUAAGAUUUUCCGUUGGGAAGACGGUAAGCAGAUUUCAGAGCAAAAUUUGGUUCCAUACACUGAGGAAAACUACAAUUCCAUGUACUUGCAUGUUCACAGAGCGGACUACCACAAAGUUUUAGUGGAGAGAGCAAAAGAAGUCGGUGUUGAUAUGAUCUUAGACACGCAUAUCGAUAACGUUGACUUCGAAAAUAAUACUGUUACAGCUUCCAAAGGUAAAUCAUACACCGGUGAUGUCGUUGUUGGAUAUGACGGUAUUAAAUCAAAAUUGAGAUCAGCUGUCUUAGGUCAUGAAGAUUUACCUUAUGAUACUGGUGAUUUAGCAUACAGGGCCUUGAUUAAGGUCGAAGACAUGAAGAAACACGCCGAAUUAGCUCCAUUCUAUGAAACCGCUAAUAUUAACUUUUGGUGGGGGCCAGAUAAGCAUAUUGUGGUUUAUUUAUUACAAGGUGGUAAAACGUGUAAUGUUGUGAUCUUAUCGCCAGAUACCUUACCAAAAGACGUUGCAGUCCAAUAUGCUGAUAAAGAAGAAAUCACUGCUAUCUUUGAAGAUUGGGAUCCAAGAUUAAAAACUUUGUUCAGUUUAAUUCAAGAGACUGGUAAAUGGAGAUUACAAAAUUCCAGAGAAUUGCCAGUAUGGACUCCUAAAAAAGGUAACUUCAUCAUUUUAGGAGAUGCUUCUCAUGCAACUUUGCCAUAUUUAGCUUCUGGUGCUUCGCAAGCUUUAGAAGAUGCCGCCGUAUUGGCAGGUUUGUUCAGCAGAAUCGAAGAUAAGUCGCAAAUUCGUGAUUUAUUAUCCGUUUGCGAGUCAUUAAGAAAAUGGAGAACAACUCAAGUUGUUCAAGGUUCCACUGAGUGCAGAAACAUCUUCCAUGUACAUGAUGGCCAGGAACAAGUUACAAGAGACAAGAAACUUGCCAUCAAUCCACCAGUUAUUGGAUGUCCAAAUAGAUGGGCUGAUCCAAAAUUUCAAGAGUUCUUAUGGGGUUACGAAGCUUUUGCUGAAGCUGAGAGAGGUUGGAAUGAAUAUAAGACAGGCAAGUCUCCAAUAUAUUCCUUCGGUGGGUUGUAUGAAGAUGCCAAACUUUAG
Messenger RNA from Debaryomyces tyrocola, 1344 nucleotides. The record is from the annotation of a GenBank genome assembly. Lineage: Eukaryota; Fungi; Ascomycota; Pichiomycetes; Serinales; Debaryomycetaceae.